CAACUGCAGUGGAUCAGCGUUUUUUAGAGAUGCCUUCUGCCCCUAUGCCAGCAUUAACAGCAAUAAGAGUUGAUCAAGUGCGGGAGUAGGAGGGGCCGCUGGGAAUCUGCGCGUGGAGCUUUGCAGGAGCAUUUCAGAGUGUCUGAAAUGUGCUAUACGGGCAGAGGAACUCCUCUCAGACUUGCUGUGGUGGUGAUACUGUUCUCGUCGGGAACGCCGUGGACUUUCCGAGAGGAGAAGGAGGAUGUGGACAGAGAAGUGUGUUCAGAGAACAAAAUCGCAACGACGAAAUACCCGUGCGUAAAAUCCACAGGAGAGGUGACCACAUGCUACAGAAAGAAGUGCUGUGAAGGUUUUAAGUUUGUACUGGGACAGUGUAUUCCAGAAGACUAUGAUGUGUGCGCUGGCGCCCCAUGUGAACAGCAGUGUACCGAUCAUUUUGGCCGUGUGGUGUGCACCUGUUAUCCUGGGUAUCGCUAUGACCGGGAACGACAUAGAAAGCGUGAGAAACCAUACUGCCUGGACAUUGAUGAAUGUGCCAACAAUAACGAGACGGUGUGCUCACAGAUCUGUGUGAACACCCCUGGCAGCUACCGGUGUGAGUGCGAGAAAGGCUUCUACCUAGAGGAUGAUGGGAAAACAUGCACCAAGGGCGAGCGAGCUCCACUGUUUGAGAAAUCAGACAAUGUCAUGAAAGAAGGAACGUGCUCGGCCACAUGUGAAGACUUCCAUCAGAUGAAGAUGACCGUUCUCCAACUCAAACAGAAGAUUGCCGUAUUGCCAAGCAGCACAGAGGUCAAUAAACAGAUGACCAAUGAAAAGAUGAUGAUGACACAUUCGUUCUUACCUGGACCUCCAGGGCCACCUGGGCCUGCAGGGAGCCCAGGGCCCAAAGGUUCCCCUGGUCCCCCAGGACAAAUGGGGCCACCAGGCAUGCCUGGUCCCAGAGGCGACAUGGGGCCCAUGGGACCCUCACCAGACCUGUCGCAUAUCAAACAGGGACGCCGUGGCCAAGUGGGUCCACCCGGGGCUCCAGGGAGAGAUGGCAUGAAGGGAGAGAGAGGGGUCCCCGGCCCUUCCGGACCUCCAGGCCCGCCAGGAUCCUUUGACUUCCUGUUACUCAUGAUGGCUGACAUUCGUAACGACAUCGCAGAGUUGCAGAACAAAGUGUUCAGCAGACCAUUACACUCCGUAGAGGAUUUCCCAUCUGCCCCGGACAAUUGGAGGGACACCCAGGAAAGCCUGGACUUUGGCUCUGGAGAAGACAAACCCCAGAUCCCGCCUAAGAGCACCAGGAAAAGGAAAUUGCCCCGGACCUUAAAUAAUCCAGAUUGGCCAAUUUAAGAUUGCCCUCAAAGAGUGCCAGAACUGAAAGAAAGAACUGAUUGUAGAGAGAAUGAGUAGUGUAAAUAUCACAGAACGACUAUUUAAUGUAUACUCGCUGAAAAAGGCUGAAUGUAUUUCAUUGUACGAAAUUUCUAUUUUUAUAAUAUAAAGGAUGUACAUUUUGUAUUUUGGGCAUUUUGAACGUGUCAUUUGUCUACCAAAUAACUAACAGGUUACUUAUACCAUAGUUCUCUUGUUCUAGGGCCAGAUUCACGGAACAUUAAGAAUCAAAUUCUUCUUAACUGCUGAUUUGCUGAUAUUUUCU
Messenger RNA from Sinocyclocheilus rhinocerous, 1651 nucleotides. Its product is annotated as collagen and calcium-binding EGF domain-containing protein 1-like. Gene Ontology annotation, molecular function: calcium ion binding. The transcript has 13 exons. The record is from RefSeq and is a predicted model, not a curated record. NCBI's taxonomy places the organism in Eukaryota, Metazoa, Chordata, Actinopteri, Cypriniformes, Cyprinidae. Bases 148 to 1344 code for a protein of 398 amino acids.